Messenger RNA from Notothenia coriiceps (black rockcod), 395 nucleotides. Its product is annotated as bile salt-activated lipase-like. The transcript is spliced from 3 exons. NCBI's taxonomy places the organism in Eukaryota, Metazoa, Chordata, Actinopteri, Perciformes, Nototheniidae. The record is from RefSeq and is a predicted model, not a curated record. The annotation marks the transcript as partial.
AUGGACCCCGUUGUAUUCAACCUGGCCCUCUCUCCUGUGAUCGACGGGGACUUCAUUCCUGAUGACCCUUCCAAAUUGUUCAACAAUAUGGCUGAUAUCGAUUACAUGGCUGGAGUCAACGACAUGGACGGACACCUCUUCACUGGUUUAGAUGUUCUUACGAUCAACUCCCCCCUGGUGAACACCCCUAUCGACGAUGUGAAGAGGCUCCUGGCUGCGUACACUAAGGACAAGGGCAAGGCCGGUGCGGACAAUGCUUAUUCCACAUACACCUCAAACUGGGGCUCAAACCCCAGCAGGGAGACCAUCAAGAAAACCGUGGUGGAUAUCGGAACGGACUACAUCUUCCUGGUUCCUAUUCAGGCUGCCCUUUACCUUCAUGCUGCCAACGCAAA